Molecule: messenger RNA, 460 nt
Organism: Camellia sinensis
Lineage: Eukaryota; Viridiplantae; Streptophyta; Magnoliopsida; Ericales; Theaceae
Source: RefSeq, a predicted model, not a curated record
GCGUUACAAUGACCACCAAACCACACCCCACCUCACCUCAGUGCAGAACACCGUCUCUCGCCACUGCCACCACCAUCGCCGCAAAUCACCACCAGCACUGUUGCAUCCUCACAGCUUCCCAGGUUGCUAAUCUUGGUGAAAGUGUGAUAGGUGUUUCCCUCCAAGAGAAAGAAGGAUUCCGAUGGGGACAUGCAGUGACACUCUUCAAGCUAGACAAAAUUUAUCAACUAGUUUAUGCUGGGAUGCUGAAGUCCUUGGAACAACCACGAAUAGUACGACUAGGUAAUUAUUAUUUCUUUUUGUUCAAAAGUGUAUAUAUUUAAUUGAUAUUUUGAACCAUUUGAAUUUGAGGUGUUGAAUUUUUUCAAACAAUGCCUUGAUGGAACUCUCUCGCCGGAGCUUGUGAAAGGAAAAAUUGUUUUGUGUUUAAGUGGGUAUUCAUAUAAUAUUGAGAAAGGCU